AUGAGCUCCUAUUUUCUAAACUCCUUCUCAGGGCGCUAUCCGAAUGGGUCCGACUAUCAGUUACUAAAUUAUGGGACUAACGGUGCAAUGAACGGCUCGUACCGGGACUCUACCGGCAUGCAUUCCGGGUCUUUCGGUUACACCUACAAUGGGAUCGACCUUAGUGUAAACCGUUCCAACAACAAUGCCCACUUUGGCGAUGUUGGGGACAACAGCCGUGCUUUCCAGGAUCCAGGCACCAACACCAGGUACCGGCAAACGAGCUGCUCGCUUGCCUCUCCAGACGCCCUGCCAUGCACUAACACCGACACUCUGAAUCUAAAAGGCACUUCUGCCUCCACUGACCAGAGCACCAACAGCACACUCGCCAACAGCAGCACCAAUCUUACCAGCAGCAACAACACACACUUCGCAGAAACAGACGAUACCAACAUCUCUUCCGAGCCAGAGGAAGGCGCGCAGCCGAACCAUGCUACUCAACGCCCGCAGAAACAAGAGCCCUCUGCGCCUUCCACCACAACACCCGGGGAUGGCCAAACGCCGCAAAUCUUUCCAUGGAUGAGGAAGCUUCACAUUAGUCACGAUAUGACUGGACCAGAUGGAAAACGGGCUCGAACAGCCUACACUCGCUAUCAGACGCUAGAGCUGGAGAAAGAGUUUCAUUUCAAUAGGUAUCUGACCCGGAGGAGGAGGAUAGAAAUAGCCCAUGCUCUCUGUCUCACUGAAAGGCAAAUUAAAAUUUGGUUCCAGAAUCGGAGGAUGAAAUGGAAAAAGGACAAUAAGCUGAAAAGCAUGAGUCUAGCCACGGCAGGAAGCGCCUUUCAGAAUUGACCGCAUUUAUUGCGACUACUGUUACAGCACUGCACCUUCUUGCUUGCCAUUAUCAGAUGUCAUUUCUCUGUGUGACUGGUGUAACUCAAAUUGUAAACCGUUGAAUACUGUCAUAUCACAUAUGCUAUAGGGCUACUGGUAGCCUAGUUAACAGCUGCCGUAAAAUAAGUGUAAAUGCUACGUAUCAUGUUUAUACUUUCGUGGAAGAAAGCAUGUUCCAUGUAAGCUCUUUGUGCGCAACUUUGGACCUGUAACAGGAGUAAUGUACAGUAUAAACCCAAACUACCUAUAUCGUGUAGUCAAAAAAUUUUGUUGUAUUCUUAUGAACCUGUAAAAAGACGUCAGUGUAAACUGCUUUCCAGUAUUUCAGGCCAUUAAUGCUUGUGCCGCGUUUAUUACUUUUUUGCUCUUGAUUGUUACAUUGAGAAAAAGAAAAAAACUCUAUAUUCGCACUUAUGCAACAUUUGUGUACUUUAUGUUGCAUUUUAAACGUUUUAGCGCUCGUAUGUGUCCAUGGCGAGUGAAAUAUGUUUGGUGUACAAUUGUGACCAAUAUUUUAUUUGUACAAUACAAGUGGUGAACGUGCAGUGUUAAAAAAUUAAAAAUGUUUUGGCGUUGACAUGCUGGAAAUUUUGCCAGCGUGCAUUUUUUCCAUUUCUGUCUCGAAAA
Messenger RNA from Trichomycterus rosablanca, 1500 nucleotides. RefSeq names its product homeobox B5b (gene hoxb5b). Gene Ontology annotation, cellular component: nucleus. The coding region runs from base 1 to 831 and encodes 276 amino acids. The record is from RefSeq and is a predicted model, not a curated record. The transcript has 2 exons. NCBI's taxonomy places the organism in Eukaryota, Metazoa, Chordata, Actinopteri, Siluriformes, Trichomycteridae. Gene Ontology annotation, biological process: regulation of transcription by RNA polymerase II; anterior/posterior pattern specification. Gene Ontology annotation, molecular function: DNA-binding transcription factor activity, RNA polymerase II-specific; RNA polymerase II cis-regulatory region sequence-specific DNA binding.